Molecule: messenger RNA, 2097 nt
Organism: Orbicella faveolata
Lineage: Eukaryota; Metazoa; Cnidaria; Anthozoa; Scleractinia; Merulinidae
Biological process (GO): regulation of transcription by RNA polymerase II; cell differentiation
Cellular component (GO): nucleus
Molecular function (GO): sequence-specific DNA binding; DNA-binding transcription factor activity, RNA polymerase II-specific
Source: RefSeq, a predicted model, not a curated record
GCGCAAAGGCUUGGGCACGAUCGGUUGCACUGAAUAGCCAAUCAAAUUUCGGUUUUGAUGUCAAAAACUCGAAAGAAGGAAAAAGUUACAUUCACAUUGAACUUGUCUUUGCGGUGCGGUCGGUGCAGGUUCUUGUCUUUCAGAAACGAGAAAAUUUUAUCGGAGAAUACCCUUCAUAGCUAAAGUUAAAGAAUUAUCUUAUGAGAUGGCGAAUACAUUCAAUUCUGGAAGGAUUCUGCUCAAUAAAAUGGAGUUGUUCAACUAUCUGACAACGUGCCAAAUGGAGCAAAUGACACACUUGAGCCUUCUUCAUGCGAAUCAAGCUGUUGUACCAGCAGCUGCUCCAGCGCCAGGAUUUGAACAUUUGAUGUGUCAUCCCCGAAUUAAACUUUUGGAUCAGAAACUACAUACAGCAAAGAAACCAGUUGUCGAGCCUAAAAAGUCGUUUUUGGAUGAUCUGUACGGGUUUGGCGGAGAUGACGUGGAGGCUCUUUUUAAUGGUAUUUCAGACAGCCCGGUUUUCAGUGACAAUCAAGGGAAACGCAAAGAUAUUGAUCAACUGCCAGAUCCCACAGUCCUGUACAACCUGCUGGAUGCUGCAUCCAACAGUACGCCAUGGCUACCUGACACUAUGGCACUUGUCACAAAAGGUGAAGUACCGUCCUCAGUUUGUGGUGAUUCAGUGUACCAUUUAUCUGGUACUAGCCCAGGCCCUCAGAGCCCAGCCAUCAGUGACGCUGGUUGCAGCACAGAUGAGGGCAUACAAAGUGACAUCAGUGACGAUCUUGAAUACAUCGAUGAAUUAUUGGAAAGCAUGAAUUCUUCAGAGUCUCCCUCAUUACCAGCAGAAACUGAAAAACAGAUUGUUAAACAAGAAACACCAGUUACAACACAAAAGCCAAUAAAACGAAGAAAGCGUGGGCCAAGGCCACUUGUCAAAUAUCGAGGUGAUGGGCCAAUCCAACUGUGGCAGUUCUUACUGGAGCUGGUCACCUCACCUGAGUGUACAAAACUGAUCAAGUGGACACAGGAAGAGGACUAUGAAUUUAAAAUACUGCAGCCCUCAACUGUGGCAAAGAUGUGGGGGAAGAAGAAGAACAAGCCCACCAUGAACUACGAAAAGCUGAGCCGUGGUAUCCGCUACUACUAUGGCAAUUCAGUCAUUGAGAAGGUUCAUGGAAAAAGAUAUGUCUACCGUUUUUUGUGUGAUAUACCAAAAAUACUGGGCUAUGAUCCAAUGAAAAUAAAGUGUGAAGAAUUUGUGGAAGAUUCAGUGCACGGAGAAGCUAUAAUGUCACCUGAAGUUGAAGAUUUGGUGGUUGCGUCUUCAGUUGAAGAUUGCUUGUUUGCCGGAUCGCUUGAUUUCAGUGUGCUUUACUAGUUAAUUUCUGUUGAGACCCAAAACGUUACAGUAAGUUACGUUCAGUUGUGUUACUUCGGUAAUGUUCUUUGUAGCUUGUAUCAAGCAGUCUUUUGGCAGUAGCCACUGAAUAAAUCGUAUCGAUUUGUCCAAGAAAACUUUUAGAAGAAAAUUAUAUAAUCAUUCAAUGAAAUCCUUCUGGGGAUAACAAAUUUGUAGGGUUGUAAAAUUUUCAUUGAAAGUUAUCGUAUUAUGCAUACUGUGUAUGAACCACUAAGUACUAACAUCAAGCUAAAAAUGUGAGAAUAUCAAAAUCAAAUUAAAGCUUUUAGUGACCCUAUAUUAUAAUGGUGGUUUACAGUUAUUAAUGUAAGCUGUAUGAUGCACUCAGUGUGUUUGUUAUUAUGAAAUACCUUCAGUGUUCAAUGCAUGCAAAGUAGUUUGAAGUAGUUCGCCGUAAAUUCUGUUACAUUAACAGAAAAGCUGUGUAGAUUACAAAUAUGUAUAUCAAUAAAAAUCAGUUUUCCUAGAGGUUGAAGCGACAUGUGUUGCAUCAGCAUUUGGAAGUUUGCAAAUAAUAUUUGCUACAAGGUAGCUUGAUAUAUUGAUAUAAUAUGUUACACAGUUACAAUGUAAGAGCUGAGUUUGCUAUGAGGCAGGUAGCUUUUUGUUCUAGUAAGUCAAAAAUUGUUAAGCUCUGCUAAAGGUUGAAUGAAAUAAAAUGUGCUUGUGCAAGA